UACAAAAAAUAGUACAUUUUAUAGUUUUAGUUGUAUUAGAAAUAUUUCAAGGUUUUAUAUGUUCAAUUUAUUUGAAAUCUGUAUAUGAACGUGCGUUAGAUGUUGAUCAUAAAAACAUUACAUUAUGGCUAUAUUAUAUUGAAAUAGAAAUGCGCAAUAAGUAAAUAAGUUAUGCCAGAAAUUUAUUAGGUCGUGCAGUCACAAUUUUACCUAGAAUAAAUCAAUUUUGAUACAAAUACACAUAUAUAGAAGAAAUGUUAGAAAAUAUUACUGAAACACGUCAAGUUUUUGAGCGAUGGAUAGAAUGGGGACCUGACUAACAGACAUGGCAAACAUAUAUUAAAUUUGAAUUACGAUAUAAAGAAAAACAAAGAGCUAGGUAGAGAUAUAUAAUUGUAUAGGGAGAUUUAUAGUUUUGUAAUAAAUGUAGGACUCAAAGUUUAUGAACAUUUUAUAAACUUUUUCGGAGAUGAGAACUUAGAUGAAAAGCUAUUUAUAGCAUUUGCAAGAUUUUUAAGUAUUAUUUUAAGAUAACAAUAUAUUCAGUAUCUCUGUUAUAAUAAGUAUAAUUUUAAUAUUUCUCUGAUAGCAUGAUAGAGCAAAAAUAAUUUCUAAGUAUGCUUUAGACAAUAUUUCAAAAGAAAGAACAAAAGAAAUAUAUAAUGCAUAUAUAUCAAUAUGAGCAAGAAGUCAAGGAAAAUUCUUCUAACUAUGAUGCACGGUUUGACUAUCUGAGAUUAGUAAAAUCUAAAGAAAAUCAUAAUGUUGUAAGAGCGUAUGAACGAGCUAUAGCAAAUGUCCCUUCUACUAAGAUAAAUUAUGCUUUGUAUGAAGAAAUUGACACGGAAGUUAUAGAUAGAUGUCGUCAAAUUUACAGAAUCUGUUUAGAUCUUAUUCUACAUAAACAUUUCACAUUUUUUAAGAUAUGGCUAUGUUAUGCAUAUUUCGAAAUACAACAAAAAAAUUUGACUGUUGCGAAAAAAACAUUAGUAUGGUAUUGGAUGUGUAUUCCAAAUACAAAUUAUUCCGUUGUUACAAUAAUUUAGAAGUACAAUCUAGGAAAUUUGACAGAUGCAGGAUUCUGUAUGAAAAAUUAUUUGAAUUUGUACUUCAAAACUGUACAAUGUGAAUAAAAGUAAACUACUUUUCUUAUAGUUACAUUUAUCUUAUGCUUUAUUGUACUUAUAUUUAUUUAAUUGUCAUAAUGUCUAUAUAGUUCGUAGAAUUAGAAACUUUAUUAGGAGACUUUGACCGUCCUAGAGCUAUUUAUGAAUUAGCUGUGUCGUAGGCGAUUAUUGUCGAUUAAGUGUCGAAGUUAUAUUUUUAUAAAUUACUACUGAAUGUAAUUAAAGCUUUUUCUUUUAUUUUUAUUUUUUAUCAAAAACAUGUUUAAUAUUUUUAUUAUUUUUAUUAUUUAGUUUGCAUAUGCCUGAACUUUUAUGGAAGUCAUAUAUAGAUUUUGA
Messenger RNA from Vespa mandarinia (Asian giant hornet), 1463 nucleotides. RefSeq names its product crooked neck-like protein 1. The record is from RefSeq and is a predicted model, not a curated record. NCBI's taxonomy places the organism in Eukaryota, Metazoa, Arthropoda, Insecta, Hymenoptera, Vespidae.